This is a messenger RNA of Liolophura sinensis, 4618 nucleotides long. RefSeq names its product transient receptor potential-gamma protein-like. The transcript has 17 exons. Bases 644 to 3817 code for a protein of 1057 amino acids. Gene Ontology annotation, molecular function: protein binding; inositol 1,4,5 trisphosphate binding; store-operated calcium channel activity. Gene Ontology annotation, cellular component: plasma membrane; cation channel complex. Lineage: Eukaryota; Metazoa; Mollusca; Polyplacophora; Chitonida; Chitonidae. The record is from RefSeq and is a predicted model, not a curated record. Gene Ontology annotation, biological process: calcium ion transmembrane transport; regulation of cytosolic calcium ion concentration.
CACCUCCCACACGUCAUCACACAGACAGAAAGAUGUAAAACCGGUAAAUUUGUGGACAAAAGCCUUGUCAAUGAAAAUGUCAUAAGACGGUAACGCAGUGUUAUCAAAGAAAAAAAUCUUGGCCAUUACGCAUCUAGGUAAAUGAGGCCUUUGGAAAACUUCAAUACAUGGAUGGCAGGGUCAAGAGCCUUCAUCAGCGGUGUGCCUGAGAUGUCUUUGUCAGUGUAUAUAUAAUGUUUCUUCAUUGAAGACUGUUCAGCUUACAAAAGGAACACAGAAAGAUCAAACAUAAAGCAAACAAUUAAAACAGGAUAUACAGGCAUAGAGUAUGUGAAUGGUGGUCUGACAUUGGCUCCCUGCUGGUGGACGUAUAUACUCUGAGAGUGCAACACUUUACCCUGGAUUUUACCAGACCCAUCAGAGUUGUGGAGAACUGAAGUGUGUCGUACAGUGCAAUAUGUAGAUAGCUGCACAAUUCCCCAGUUGAACUGAAAUUCCCCAAGGAGGCAAAUUUUACAAGAAAACCCAUUGUUGGUGGACAUCGAAUUAAGCUUUGAGCAGUCAUCCUCAUGGUCAAGAUGAGGUUACAUAGUAAUUCCCCGAAGGCUUGUAGAAUUGCAUGGGUUGAGGAGGGGAUCUCAGCAUGGAUAAAGUGUACCGUCUGUACCGGGACUCUCUCAUGAAUCCCCAGCGGCUCAUGGACGAACUGGGGAUGGACCAAGAAGGGGAUUCGCUGGGGAUGGGAGUGAUACGCAAAGAGCUGGAUCUCACCAAUGAGGAAAAGCAGUACCUGCUGGCAGUAGAGCGGGGAGACAUUCCAUCCACACGCCAAUACCUCAACUCCAUGCAUAUCACCAACUCCAUCAACAUCAACUGUGUGGACCCACUUGGCAGGACAGCCCUCUUGAUUGCCAUAGAGAACGAAAAUGUGGAAAUGAUCGAGUUGCUACUCAGUCACAAUGUGGAGAUUGGGGAUGCGUUACUUCACGCCAUCAAUGAGGAGAAUGUGGAAGCUGUGGAGCUUAUUCUGGUCCAUCAAGUAGCCACCAAAGGAGAAGAGUCCCUGAUGACAUCCUGUCCUUCAAGCUCAUUCACACCAGACAUCACGCCCAUCAUUCUUGCCGCACAUCGGGACAAUUACGAAAUUAUCAAAAUCUUACUGGACCGAGGCUACCGCAUUCCCAAACCUCAUGAUGUACGUUGUAGUUGCAAAUUGUGUAUAGCAGCUUGUACCGAUGACAUUUUAAGACAUUCUCGUUCCCGCAUCAAUGCAUAUCGUGCCCUGGCCAGUCCGUCUCUGAUUUGUCUGUCCAGCAAAGACCCUAUAUUGACUUCAUUUGAAUUAAGCUGGGAAUUACGCCGCCUUAGCCGACUGGAAAACGAAUUUAAAACCGAUUAUGAAAAACUGUCCAAAAAAUGUCAGGAUUUUGCUGUGGAUUUGCUGGAGCAAACUCGUGGGUCCAAGGAACUGGAGAUUGUCCUUAAUCACGAUACGUCCAAUCCGUCUGAAGAGCAAGGGGAACGCAUGAAGCUGUCGCGGCUUAAACUAGCCAUUAAGUUCAAGCAGAAAAUGUUUGUGUCUCACCCCAACUGCCAGCAGUUGUUAGCCUCUAUGUGGUAUGCUGGAUUACCAGGAUUCCGUCGAAAGAAUGUUGUAUGCAAGUUAGUUGUGACAUUUACCAUAGGGGUGAUGUUCCCUGUGCUAUCACUUGUGUACAUGAUUGCCCCACAGAGCAGUAUUGGUCAGCUCAUUCGUAAACCCUUUGUCAAGUUUAUCUGCCAUAGCGCCUCAUACUUGACAUUUCUUUUUUUACUUAUACUUGUCUCUCAAAGAGUGGAGAUUGCUCAUUAUACGAAAAUCCCUGAUUCUCCCUACCCUGAACCUAAAGAGCCCCGUGGGGCCCCAGCUACCACCGUUGAGUGGAUGAUAUUAGUUUAUGUUGCAGGUUUGAUAUGGUCCGAGGUGAAGGAAUUAUGGAAUGAGGGGGCCAAAAGUUAUAUCCAUGACAUGUGGAAUAUACUAGACUUUGCCACCAACUCCCUCUAUAUAGCCACAUUAACAUUAAGAGUGAUAUCUUAUAUGCAGGUGUCAAAAGAGCGAGCGGAGGGAAAACGGCAGGCAUACAUUGAGCGUCACGCCUGGGAUGCCUUCGACCCAAGCCUUGUGGCCGAGACGCUUUUUGCUGCGGCUAAUAUAUUCAGUUCUUUGAAAUUAAUUUACAUAUUUACGGUGAACUCUCACCUGGGCCCUCUGCAGAUUUCCCUGGGGCGUAUGGUGAUGGACAUUCUCAAGUUUGUGUUUGUCUUUCUCCUCGUACUCUUCUCGUUUGCGUGUGGCCUGAACCACCUGUACUGGUACUAUGCAAAUCUCCGGCAACAGGAGUGUGCCUCCAACGCUUUGGUCGAUUCGUGUGAUAGGAAAUACAGAAGCUUUGCAAAUUUGUUUGAGAUUUUACAGACCUUGUACUGGGCGAUUUACGGCCUGGUUGACCUUGACAGAGCUGAACUCAAGGAGCCUCAUGUCUUCACAGAACUGGCAGGAAAACUCAUGUUUGGCACCUACAGUUUUAUAACCAUUAUUGUAUUGUUCAAUAUGCUGAUAGCCAUGAUGAGCAAUUCCUACCAAACUAUAUCUAGUCAAGCUGAUGAGGAAUGGAAGUUUGCUCGUUCCAAACUGUGGAUCAGUUACUUUGAGGAUGGCGGGACUUUGCCUCCACCAUUCAACAUCAUCCCCAGCCCAAAAACCAUCUACUACAUGAUCCUAUGGCUCAAAAACACCAUUUGUGCUUGCUCCAAACACCAGAAACGUAGUCGCUGGCAAAGCAUCAAGAAAAUUGUCAAGAAAAUUAAUGAACGUGAAGUGCGAUAUCAGGCUGUGAUGAAAGAUCUCAUCAAGAGGUACAUCAUGCAGAAGCAGAGAAGUCCCAGUCGCGGGGAGGGCGUUACCGAGGACGAUGUCAAUGAGAUUAAACAAGACAUCUCGUCGUUUCGCUUCGAACUGUUGGAGAUUCUCCGCAACAACGGAAUGAAGACACCGAACCCCAACCAACCCAAACCUACAAAUCGCCGACUGUCCAGGAAGAAGAGUCAGUUGUCCUUAGACAGACUGAAGCGAUCCUUAUCCGUUGAACCCCGUAGGAAGAAGAGCUCAGAGAAGUUGGAAGUAGAAGAGGAAUUGCCCCGAUCAAUGUCUAUGAGAUUGCCUGACGCUGGCAAUGUUAAAGUGCCUGAGACAAUCGUUGAAGAAUCGUUGGAAAUGAGGCGCCAGAGCAUUGGUCAAGGGCUUCGCGCCCGAAAGGAAAGUGCCCAUAAGUUGGUCAUCCCAAAGCUGGUGACAGAACCGGCUCCUAGCCGAGAGGCGGACAACGGAGUGAAUAAGCACAAAGUGGACGAAGGCUUGGGGGAAUCCAUCGACCAACCAUCGGUGUUAAAUGCUGACUCCAUUCCUCCUAGGCGACGUCCUAUUGCCAGCAGUAGUCCAAACCUCUCGUUUUUAGAGAGUCCAAAGUCUGUACCUUUAGGGAGAAAUAAUAGUAGCAACGGCAAAGUGGUGGUUAGCAAGUCACAAAACAUGGAAGCCUUUGACCCCAAAGUGCUUGAUAUGACAGAGGGGAAUUCCAGCAAACCGUCACAUUCACCCACGGAUUUGGAAAGUAUGGAUCCAUUUUCCAAAAAACCUAUGGGAUCCGUGAAGAAAGUAUCAUUCCUGUGGUCUGAGAUUGGGAAAAAUCUCAAAGAUCCCAAAGUUGAGAGUUACGUUUACGAUGGUAGUAUGAAAAACCCUGGCGAAAUUGACGGGAAAAAGGAAUCGACGUAACCAUUUCCAAUAAAAUACAAUCUGUUGGAUAAUGCUGCUGUCACUUGUGUAUACCCAUAUUUUUUUAUCCUCCUCAGUGUUAUUGACAUCAGUUUUGUUUCCCUUUUGUUUUAACGUUAGUGAUUUUUUAAAUUGUUUUGCUCGUUCAUUUAGUGUACCUGUUUCCUCAUGUGUCACAACGACGGCCGAUUUCCUUUGUGACGGUAUUUUUCUAAGUGCUACAUCUGUACAUAAUACCCAUAUAUCUGCUCAACAGGCAGCUCGUCUUCAUCGAGAUCGGGGCGACCGUAAGGCUAUACUUCGGACUAGUUCCAACGACUAUUAGUCUGGUGAUAUAUAUACUAAUGCAUUACGGGUUACCUUAUGUUUACAUUUGAAUAGCCUCAGCUCCCAGCAUCUCGACUGAACGCUCCACGUGUUCGUAUCACAGUGCUAUUAUUUUCUGAGGCAUAUAUCCUCAUGAAACCAAGCCUGGCGACCGACUCAUUGACGAACGUUCGAAAAUGUUGAAAACCUGCUACAAUACACAACUAAGUUUGUUUAAAGAUUUUUUUGUGAACGAGAAAAAACCAUGAAAAUUGUGUAAAUUUCGAGUUCAGCUGUUAUCACAAAGGUAGACAAUUGAGUCACCUUGUAAAUCGUCUAUGGCCAUCAUGUGAGGCUCUGCCUAUUGUCUCUUUAUUUCCGCCCUUUUCCCCCAUAUUUGGCACAGAAUAAGUUGCCAAGUAAUCACAAUAUGGAUGGAAAACGCUGAUAAAAAGCCACAGUGGACAUGGUAAUGGCUGCAUUAGUAGGGAAAAA